Messenger RNA from Octodon degus (degu), 4516 nucleotides. It is a transcript of the gene Rin2, whose product is annotated as Ras and Rab interactor 2. The record is from RefSeq and is a predicted model, not a curated record. Gene Ontology annotation, biological process: vesicle-mediated transport; signal transduction. Bases 243 to 2930 code for a protein of 895 amino acids. The transcript is spliced from 13 exons. Gene Ontology annotation, cellular component: endocytic vesicle; cytosol. Lineage: Eukaryota; Metazoa; Chordata; Mammalia; Rodentia; Octodontidae. Gene Ontology annotation, molecular function: small GTPase binding; guanyl-nucleotide exchange factor activity.
CGCUCCGCCCGGCCUGGUAGCCCAGCCCAGCGCUAGUCCGGCUGCGGGUCGUACCCGCCUCGGGGACCUGCGGGGCGCGCUAGAUGAAGACGAGCAAUUUGGACUUCUGACCUUCUACCAGGAAAGAUGAGAUGAGCAAGCCCUUCAGAAUGCUGCUAAGGUCGAAGCUGAACUGACGCAUGAGAGAAGAGAUGCUGGUUUGAGGGGAGUCCCCGGCAUGCAGUAGAGACUGGCUUGGGGAGAUGUCAGCGUGGACCAUGGGCACCCGCGCUCUGGACAAGCGAGGAAGUUUCUUUAAGCUCAUUGACACCAUUGCCUCGGAGAUCGGAGAACUGAACCAGGAGAUGGUGCACACCGAUGUCAGCUUGGAGAACGGCCUGGGACCUCCUGAAACCCACAGCAUGGUCAGACACCAGGAAGACCCCUGCCCAGAGGAUGAGGAAGCAAAGGGCCGCCCACGAGACUCCGGCUAUGAGAGCCUGUCUGGCCAGCUCAGCAUCCUGGACCGGCUCCUGCACACACACCCUGUCUGGCUGCAGCUGGGCCUGAGUGAGGAGGAGGCGGCCAGAGUCCUUCAGGCCCAGCCACCCGGGAUCUUCCUCGUACGCAAGUCUGCCAAGAUGCAGAGGAAAGUGCUGACCCUGCGUCUGCCCAGCGAGUUCGAAGUCCCGCUCAGGGAGUUCACCAUCAAGGAGAGCACAUACACCUUUUCCCUGGAAGGCUCAGGAAUCAGCUUUGCAGAUUUAUUCCGGCUCAUCGCCUUCUACUGCAUUAGCAGGGACGUCCUACCGUUCACCCUGAAGUUGCCUUAUGCCAUUUCAGCAGCCAAGACUGAGGCUCAGCUUGAAGAACUGGCCCAGCUGGGACUAAAUUUUUGGAGCUCCUCCGCUGACAGCAACCCCCCCAACCCUCCACCUCCCCAUAGGCCUCCCCCCGCCGACGGCCUCUGCCCGGGCCCCUGGCGCCAGCUCUGCCUCAUCAACGGGGUGCACGCCAUCAAGCCCAGGACGCCCUCGGAGCUGGAGUGCAGCCAGACCAACGGGGCCCUGUGCUUCAUUAACCCGCUCUUUCUGCAAGUGCACAGCCAGGACCUGGGGGCUGGCCCAAAGCGGCCAAGCGCAAGAACUCCACCGGCCAAUGGCUCUGAGAGGCCUCGGUCCCCACCGCCCCGGCCUCCACCACCCGCCCUUCAGAGUCCGCACACUAGCCCUGGGCUGUCUGGGACUGACACUCAGCUGGGCAUGCCACAGACAGUGGGCCCUGACACGCAGGAGAAUGUAGCCAAGCUGGGAAGAAAACCAACCCCCAUCCCUCCACCCCGGCUGAAGAAGCAGGCUUCUUUCCUAGAGGCGGAGAACAGUGCCAAGACCUUGAGUGCCCAGCCCCUAGUCCGGGGCCAGGAGCUGGAGCUGGAGCAGGGCACAGCUGGCAGCGCAGGUGGGGCCCCGCCCGCAGACUGUUGCACAAGGGCCCAGCCUCCUCCCACCUCUGCAGCCCGGCCCCCGUGCCAUGGGGGCAGGCAGAGGCUGAGCGACAUGAGCAUUUCCACUUCCUCCUCUGACUCGCUGGAGUUCGAGCGGAACAUGCCACUGGACAGCUAUGAGGGGGACACGAACAGCAGCCUGGAGGACUACGAGGGCGAGAGUGACCAGGAGACUAUGGCGCCCCCCAUCAAGUCCAAGAAGAGCAGGCACAGCUCCUUCGUGCUGCCCAAGCUGGUCAAGUCACAGCUGCGCAAGAUGAGCGGUGUGUUUAGCUCCUUCAUGACCCCUGAGAAGCGCAUGGUGCGCAGGAUUGCGGAGCUGUCUCGGGACAAGUGCACCUACUUCGGCUGCCUGGUGCAGGACUAUAUCAGCUUCCUGAUGGAGAACCGAGAGUGCCAUGUGUCCAGCACAGACAUGCUGCAGACCAUCCGGCAGUUCAUGACCCAAGUCAAGAACUACCUGGCCCAGAGCUCUGAGCUGGACCCCCCCAUCGAAUCGCUAAUCCCCGAGGACCAAAUCGACGUGGUGCUGGAGAAGGCCAUGCACAAGUGCAUCCUGAAGCCACUCAAGGGACAUGUGGAGGCCAUGCUGAGGGACUUCCACGUGGCCGAUGGCUCAUGGAAGCAGCUCAAGGAGAACCUGCAGCUUGUGCGGCAGCGGAACCCACAGGAACUGGGAGUCUUCGCCCCAACGCCUGACCUGGUGGAUGUGGAGAAAAUCAAGGUCAAAUUCAUGAUGAUGCAGAAGAUGUAUUCGCCCGAGAAGAAGGUGAUGCUGCUGCUGCGGGUGUGCAAGCUCAUCUACACGGUCAUGGAGAACAACUCAGGGAGGAUGUACGGCGCCGACGACUUCCUGCCCGUCCUGACCUACGUCAUUGCUCAGUGCGACAUGCUGGAGCUGGACGUGGAGAUCGAGUACAUGAUGGAGCUGCUCGACCCGUCGCUGCUGCACGGAGAAGGAGGCUACUACCUGACCAGCGCCUAUGGAGCCCUGUCCCUCAUAAAGAACUUCCAGGAGGAGCAGGCAGCGCGGUUGCUCAGCUCAGAGACAAGGGACACACUCAGGCAGUGGCACAAGCGGAGGACUGCCAACCGGACCAUCCCUUCCGUGGACGACUUCCAGAAUUACCUCCGGGUGGCCUUCCAGGAGGUGGGCAGCGGCUGCACGGGCAAGACACUGCUGGUGCGGCCCUACGUCACCACUGAGGACGUGUGCCAGCUCUGCGCUGAGAAGUUCAAGGUGGGCGACCCCGAGGAGUACAGCCUCUUCCUCUUUGUGGACGAAACAUGGCAGCAACUGGCAGAGGACACAUACCCUCAAAAAAUCAAGGCUGAGUUGCACAGCCGACCACAACCCCAUGUCUUCCACUUCGUCUACAAGCGCAUCAAGAGCGAUCCUUAUGGUGUCAUCUUCCAAAACGGGGACAAAGACCUCAGCCCUUCAUAGAGGGCACAUGGAACUUUGGGGUGAUGCACCCCACAGGUUGCUGGGAGCCCAGGCUGGCUGCCUUGCCAUGGGCUGGGGCUUGGAUGGCAGUCACCUUCUCCAGAACCUCUUGGAUUGGGGACUAAGCCAUCCCCAGGCUGACUAGGCCAAGAGCAGCGUUCAGUGUGUUACCCAGGAAACAACCCAGCAGGUUCUCUUUGGUAAUGGAGAAUCGAAUUUGAUGGUUCGAGUGUCCUGAGGUGGCCAUUCAGGGCUGGCUGACAUGCAUGGGCAUGUGCUGGGUGACACGUAAGGUACACACUCUCCUGCGUUCCUUAGCAGGUGUUUGACAAGACUGUCCAGUGCAGUGCGUCAGGUACUCCUCAGGUCUGUAAGCGGCUCCAUCCUUCCUUACUUUUCUCCUUUUUUCUUUUUCUUUUUUUUUUUUUUUUAUAAAGAACCUUUGUGUUUUUAUAUAUUUCAUAGAAAUUUUUAUAGCAGUUGCAGGUAAACUGUCAGGAUGGGUUUUUAAAAUAUUUUUGUAACUUUAAAAUAUUCUAUAAUUAUGCAUGUGAUUUUAACAUUUAAUAUUCAAAAAGAAAUCUCUUGCUGGAUUUGAGAGUAUUGCGUUUUAAAAGUCUCUCCUCUGUAACUGGGCGUUCAGGCAACUUUUGAAGGAGAGACAGCUGGAUUUCUUAAAGCAAUGUAAUUCCUGACACUGGCCAUAGAAUGCCUUUGGAAAUAGAUGUACUGUCAUCUUGGUCACAUGUAGUGGUGUUGUGCUUGCUGUUUUGUGUUGUGUUUUGUUUCAAACAAGUAAUGCUGAAAAUACAGAGAGAAAUGAAUGUAGAGAGAGGCCGAGAGAGAAAUAUAGAGUCUGACAAAAGGCGGAGGAAUGUAGUCUACCGGCUCAGGCUCCUUGAAGGCCGUAGAGAAAAGAGGCAGAAGGGAUCUUAAACUAUGCUCCGAAUACUGUAGAUAUGCAAUGAGAUGUGGUGAAAAAUCUAUUCCAUAUGUUUUCCCCUCUUAGGAAAGCAAUUUUGAAAGCCCCACAAAGGAAGGAGAAAAAAAAAAAAGGAACACUUUUCCCCCCAUUUUCAAUAAAUCAAAACUAACAGCAUGUAGUUAUUUUGGGCAGAAACCAAGUAGUACAAAUCGUGGCUCUUGCUGCCUUCGGUAAGGUGCUUCUGGGAAGGACUGGGACACUCCCCAGAAAACCCAUCUGCCUUAGAAUGCGGAGCCGAGGGUGUGGCUCAGCCAGUUCCAACCUCAGCCUUGCCCCACCCCCCAAAAAAAGAAAACAGUAUGGUGAAAUUAGAUCUAUGUUUUAUAAAAACCAGGCGUACAGACUAGAGGGUCAUGUAUCAAUGUAUCCCAGGUAGAGACAGCGACACAUUCCUGUAGCUGUGCGGGCCACAUCAUCCUCCAGCUUGAUGGGGUUUGGACCUUGUGCUUUUGCCAGUCCUGGGUUCUGUUGAGCAAGAACCUUCAGUGCAUUCUGUGUUGUACUUCCUUUUGUAAAUGAUUUUUUUUUAAAUGGCAAUUUGCACAUAAUACCUUGUAAUACUGUACAGUAAUCCUGUGUUAAAAUAAUGUUUGCAAUGUUC